Petromyzon marinus (sea lamprey) is the source of this 1902-nucleotide messenger RNA. It is a transcript of the gene SGPP2, whose product is annotated as sphingosine-1-phosphate phosphatase 2. Lineage: Eukaryota; Metazoa; Chordata; Hyperoartia; Petromyzontiformes; Petromyzontidae. The record is from RefSeq and is a predicted model, not a curated record. Gene Ontology annotation, molecular function: sphingosine-1-phosphate phosphatase activity. Gene Ontology annotation, biological process: sphingosine metabolic process. Gene Ontology annotation, cellular component: endoplasmic reticulum membrane.
CGGGGGGGGGGUGAGAGACACGUGACUGGACCGGUCUUAACUUCGGGUGACUUGAUCAGAGCAGGUGUGCUGCGGCGCUCUGCCCCAGUACAGGUGCGAGUGAGUUCGACACGGGUGUGAGGGCAGUGUCGGUGUCAAGCCUAGGACAGGUGUGUGUCUGUGUGGUCCGCGGUGUCGUUUGAACGGCUCUGGUGGCUCCCGACUGUUCACGCGUAGAGUUGGGCCAGGUCUUCGUAGCGCUGUCGGCUGAAGCUGAUUGGAGGCGAUGCUGAGUUGGCUGUAAGAGGCCAGCGCUGUUCGACCUCGGUCGUGGCUCUUUGCUCGGCCAGGCAGUGACGGCGGCUCUCGCGCUCUCGGCGGGACAUGGGGAACUCCAUCGCGCAGUGGCAGGACCCGCGACUCGUGGCGGACUUCCAACGCUUCUGCGGGCUGGAGGCCACCUGGGAACCAUCUCCAAAGAACAACGGCACCCCGCAUCAUCACGGGAUCACCGGUCAUUGGACGCAGAAUCAUGGGAUCAUCAAUGAUGGAGUCGCCAAUAAUGGGACCUCGGAUCAUGGAUUACAGAAUAAUGAUAAUGGAAUCACCAAUCAUGGGAUUACGAAUCUCGAGACGCAGAAUAAUGGCAUCGCCCUUAAUGGAAUAACGAAUCAUUGCACACAGAGUAAUGGGACUCAGAAUAAUGGGGCUCAGAGUAAUGGGAUCACCACUCAUGGAACCGAAAAUCGUGGGAUCGCAAAUCACGGGGACGCGGGUCCUCGGCUGCGUUCCGGGCACCGGGAAGGCGGCGAAGGCAACGGCGCGUGGUUGCAGACCGGGACCGGCGAGUACAAGCCUGCCGAUGGGGUCCUCACCUACAGGGUGCGGAGCCGCCUCCUCUACUGGCUAUUCCUGGCGGGCGCCACGCUGGGCCGCGAGGUCUUCUACAUCACCUUCAUGCCCUUCUGCUUCUGGAACUUCGAUCCCUUCGUGGCACGCAGGCUGCUCGGCGUGUGGAUGGUGGUGAUGUACGUGGGCCAGGCCUCCAAGGACGUGCUGCGCUGGCCCCGACCGCCCUCCCCGCCGGUGGUGAAGCUGGAGACGCGCGUGGACGCCGAGUACGGCAUGCCUUCCACGCACGCCAUGGCCGCCACCGCCAUCCCCUUCUGCUUCCUGCUGGCCACCGUCGGUCGCUACCAGUACCCGUACGGAUGGGGCCUGCUCGUGGCAGUUCUGGUGUGCGCGCUCGUGUCGCUGAGCCGGCUCUACACGGGGAUGCACACGGUGCUGGACGUGGUGAGCGGCGUGGCGAUCACGGCGGUGAUGAUCGCCGUGUCCUACCCGCUGUGGGACGUGCUGGACGAGCUGGUGCUGUCGUCGGCGCUCUCCCCGGCCGUCGUGCUGCUGGCGCCCUUCCUGCUGUGCCUCUACUACCCCGAGCUGGACCACUGGAGCACGGCGCGCGGCGACACCACCAUCAUCAUGGGCGCCGGCGCCGGCGGCCUCCUCGCCGGCUGGCUCACCCGGCGCCUGGGCUUCGACGCGGAGCCGCGCGGCCCGGCGGCGGCGCCGUUGGCGCUGCCCGACAUGACGCCGCACGGCGUGGUGCGGGCACUCGCCAGGUUCGGCAUCGGCAUCGCCGUGGUGGUCGUCACGAGACAGGUGGUGAAGUCGGUGUGUCUCCGCGCCGUGUGCCGCGCGUGCCGCGUGUCCCCGCUGGACGCCGAGUCGCGCCGCCGCCUGCAGGUGGAGGUCCCCUACAAGUUUGUGACGUACGCCACCAUCGGAGUCACCGCCGUGGGAGGCGUGCCCAUCCUACUGCAGAGCCUGGGGCUCGGGUAGACACGGGGCGGGCACCCUCACCACCCUCACCACCCUCACCACCCUCACAACCCCCACCACUCUCACCACCCUCACAACCCU